This is a messenger RNA of Epinephelus fuscoguttatus (brown-marbled grouper), 3328 nucleotides long. RefSeq names its product ribosomal protein S6 kinase-like 1 (gene rps6kl1). The record is from RefSeq and is a predicted model, not a curated record. Gene Ontology annotation, biological process: protein phosphorylation. Gene Ontology annotation, molecular function: protein kinase activity; ATP binding. Bases 284 to 2659 code for a protein of 791 amino acids. Lineage: Eukaryota; Metazoa; Chordata; Actinopteri; Perciformes; Serranidae. The transcript has 12 exons.
CUGCUCCUGAGAUGAGUGUGUUGAGGCUGCUGUAGUCACGGGCUGCUGCUGCUGCUCCCGCUGCUCCCGCUGCUGAUGCUGCUGCUGGGGUGGAGGGUCCAGGGCAUGCUCGCCUCACAUCAGCUCAGAUAAUCAUGCUGUGCCGCAAAGACCUGAGCCUUGGAGUCACUGGGGGCAGACACACACCCAGCCCAGUGACAACAGACAGAGAUGUGUGCUGCUGUUGAUAAGACAAGGGAGCAAAGGCCCAUCUGGUCCUCGACGGGUCCAAAACAAGGCAGCGAUGGCAAAAAGAGAUUACCUUGUGGAGGCGGCCAAGCAGAUCCGCAUGGCACUGGACAGCGAGGUCAAUGAGGACUAUGAGGCAGCUUUCAGUUACUACAAGAACGGGGUGGACUUGCUGCUUAAUGGGGUUCAGUUGGAUCCAAAUAAGGAUCGUAGGGAGGCUGUGAAGAGGAAGACGACUCAGUAUCUAAAGAGAGCUGAAGAAAUCUUCAUAACACAUCUGCAGGACAACCUAGGGAAGGGAAGCUCUCAUUUGGGGGGUUACAGCAGUCUGAGAUUCCGUCCAAUCAGACAUUUGAGUUCGCCUGUGGAGGAUCUGGAGAUGUGUAAGGUGGUGGGAGUGACUGAUAAGGUCCUGAUUGUCCAGAGUAUGGUCAAUAAGGAGACAUUUGUUGUAAAGAGUCUGGUCAAGUCAAGCUGGGAGAGCAGGGACCAGCCAACCAUCAUUCCUCAGGGGGUGCCAUACAUGGUUAAGUUGCUAAGAUAUUACGUCAGCGAGGAUGCUGUGUACCUGCAUCUUGAGCAUAUCAAAGGUGGGAGGCUCUUCUCGAAGCUGCACAAGCUGAGGAACGAGAAGGCCAAGGAACACCCAGAAUGCUUCACAUCUGGCCAGCACAGCGUCAAGCUGAAGACCAGCCACACCUCACCCACAAUCAGCACAGACUACCAGCACAACAGCAGAGAGAACACAGGAGUGAUUCCACAGAAGUUAAGUGAUGAGAGCCCGGACACUGACUUCUCCACCUCAUGGGAUGAGACUCAGCAGCGACUCGAGAGCUGCGGGACUCACUCCUACAUCGAGGAGACGGGCUGUCUGCAGAACACGCGCUCCGCAGCGUCAUUUUAUACCAAGCUCGAUCGACUAACUCUGAAUUCAGGCCCGACGAGGACACAGGUCAACGCCCGCAUCCAUCCACCAGCUCCUAGUUUGUGUUUGCACUCCAGUGAAACUCAGGAACAGCCUGCUCUCCCUCUCGCUUGCGCUCGUGUCAGUCAGGCUCUUGACGUCAUGUCAGGACUCCAUAAAAAUAAAGCUGGAAUGGGACUCACAGAGUGCAGCUCUGAGUUUGAAGCGGCUUGGAAAGCUGCCGAUCCAGCAUGUAACUGUGAGCAAGUGAACCCCUAUGCAGUGACUGACAGUCAUUUAAAUAGCACACUAGGACAAACACCACCUCAUACAAAUCAGACCUCAUCUAUAAAAGCGGGAUCGCCAAACAGUGAAAAUAAUGGUUUGAGCUCAUCCCCUGCCAUUUUGCAUCUUCCUCUCCAUUGCCAAACCCAGAUCCGUGGCAGGGCAUCAUGGGAUACCAAUGGCUCUCACCAAGGAUCUGUUUUAAGUGUUAACUCUUCAGAUCUGGUUACAGACUCAAAGCAGGACAGCAGCCCCACCACAGAGGAGAGAAAUGGAAUGGUAGUCAUCAGGAGCACAGACAGAGCAGUAUUUUCUGACUACACAGACACAAGGAUCACCUCAGAAAGCUCCUGGCCUUCCCCCACUUCCCUCUGCCACAGCAUUGCAGCAAAACAGGGGGCACUUCCAGGGGUCCCCCUUGCCCUCUCAGGAGUGAAGCACAAAGGGGAAACACAUUCCAGUAAGACGAGAGAGGCUGUAGAGGAAGCCUGCGAAUUGCGGAGCCCUGGAGAGAAGGUGGCAUCUGGAAAAGAGCGAUCAUUUGGGAGCUGGUUCUCCUCAGGCCAUCAUGCAGCCACUCCCCACAAGAGCGGAGAGGAUGCGGAUGCUCUCGUUAAAUCAGAAGGCUCUGAGGGGCAGGGGGAAGACCAGAUUAUAGAGGUGGACGGCUGGUGCCACCUGCCUCGGAUACCUGUGAAGCCCUCCAAUACAACAGAUAAGUCCAUGCAGACGUGCUGGGGGCUUCCAGAGGCAGAGGUGCGUGUGUGGGGGGCUCAGAUUCUGCUGGCUCUGGAGAGUCUGCAUCAGCAAGGCAUCCUGUGUCGGGACCUCAACCCUAGAAACGUUCUGUUAACGAGCAACGGGAAGGUGUGUUUGACUUUUUUCGGACAGUGGAGUGAGGUUCAGUCGGAGAUCAGCACCAAUGCCAUGGAACAGAUGUACUGUGCUCCAGAAAUUGGAGGCGUGUCCAGGGUUACAGAGGCGUGUGACUGGUGGAGUCUCGGGUCUUUGUUGUUUGAGCUCCUAACAGGAAUGCCACUGUGGCAGCUCCAUCCUGCAGGAAUCCACUCCCACACCCAGCUGCUCAUCCCCAACCACCUGAGUGCUGCAGCUGCGUCUCUGCUCACUGAGCUGCUUCAGUUUGAUGCCGGCUACCGCCUGGGCUCUGGAGGUGGAGGCGUGAGUGACAUCAAGUGUCAUCCCUUCUUCAGCGGUGUCUCGUGGAAAGCUCUGAGCUGCUAGCAGGUGCAGCUGCUUCCACUCUGAUCCCUCGGUCCUGCACUGGAAUUGAAGUUGAACACUGAAUCCUGGCGUGGCCAAAAAGGAUGCAGCACCAGAUCCCUGGUUUCCUUUGAGUUUUGUGCUUCCCAAAGAAAAAUGACAAUAAAAACUGAAACUUGAACAAAAGUGGUGACCCAUGACCCUUCAAAACAUGAAACAAGUGGAUUUAUUUUGACUUCUGAGACUCAGAUAUGAUGGGAACUUUAGCUUUGAUGCAAUUUUGGUAUAUUUAAAUUUUAUAUGAUCACCACGCAUGUAACCUGACACCACAUUAGACUAAAUUCUGACAAUUACAAAUGUUAAGGUUGUCUGCCAUUAAAAAAACUGUAAAAAAUUAGGCAAUAAAUUAUAAAUUUUUUUUUCUAGCCCUGACAUUUUACUCACUGUUUUGCAGUCUUUGUGUGUCAUAAUUGCUCACUAGGCUAUGCAUGGCCCCAAAGAGGAAAUCCAAAGCCAUUCCAAAUUGAUCACUGUGGGGUGGGGCUUUUUAUUUUGAGGUUGUAAGACUUUUUCAUCUUAACCAAUAUACAGACAGGUGACACAUUAAAAGAAAAACCUGAAUAAAUGACACCUCAGUGAGAGUUGCUACUGCGCACUACAUGUGGAUGAACUAACUAUGCCCCAGUUGUU